CAGCCUUUAAGUGUCUAUUCUCACGAUGUUAAUAUACAACAGGAUAUAGAAUCCUUCUAAGAAUGUCAGAAGUGAAAUCCCUUUUUCAUUAGUUGUUUAUUUCAAACCUGUUUUCAAACCAAAGUAAUUUCAUCGUGGAACUGGAUUGUUUUGAAAAAACAGAAAAUAAUGGGAACAUGUCCCAGUGGUUCAGCUAUUGCCUCACUGCACAGAAGCUGUUUCAAAACUUCAAAUUAAUGGAUAAAGAUCAUUCUGAUCCCAGUGCGGGAUCUUAGGCUGAUUUUUCAUAUGUGUUUAUGUCCAGAUCACGUUGAGAUCCAAAGUCUUAUGAUUUCCAGUGUCAGAGUGACAGGUUGAUUAAGGUGAGAGAUUUUUUUCAGUUGGCAUGAUUCAGGAGGACCUCUGCCACACAGGAACUCUGGCAAGCUGCUGGGACAGAUUGAAACAGUCCCAAAAAAACCCCAAAAAGGCCGGCUUUUCUGGUGGACUGCUGUCAAUGAAGUGCUCCUCACGCGGUCUGCACUUGUGCUGGUUCUGGAUGCUCUUCAUCAGAGGCUAAACUGAAGCUCAGCUGCUCUGCACGUCUCUGCUGUGUUUCCUGUUGUCACUGCGUUUUCACUUUUCUAGUCUGUUUCUAUUUUUUUCUUUAAGCUGUUUUUGAUUGGACAAUAUUUGUCAGCUAAAUAAACUGGGGGGGUGACACAGACAAAAAUGUUUCCAUUCACAGCCACAAGCACCAGACUGAUGUUUAGAGUCUGAAGUCUAAAGAGAAACAAAAAACAGCGGCUCAGAAAUAGGAAGUCGUCUCUUCUUGUUGACAUCAGUCAGCUGUCACAUCAAUGAUGUUUCAUGAACUUUCCGUUUGUAGAUCAGAAAUGUUCAGCAGUCUUUGGACGACGCUUUUGUAGUUACUGAAGCUGAUCCCCAGAAACGUUGAUUUACUGAUCUGAGCUGUUCAUUUCUCAGAAAACUUUCAUGAUGAACAGACUUUUUAGGUUUUUGUUUUUCUUGAUCGGUCUCUGGAUCUUAACCACAGGUGCAGAUGUCUCCUGUCAGUUUGGGCAGAGCUGCAUGUUACUCUGCAGUUUCACAGCUGGAGAUGAUCCUGUCAUCCACUGGUUUAAAGUGACACUAACACUGAAAGAAGUUCACUCCUACUAUGACAACAAGGACCAAUGUGGACAGCAGGACUGGAUGUUCAAAGGAAGAACAUCUCUGUUCCUGGAGGAGAUCUCCAGAGGAAACGCCUCUCUACAACUGACUGGAGUUAUGGUUCAAGAUGAAGGAACAUAUCUAUGUCGCACCAGCACCAGCAGUGAUGGAAGAGAAACCUUCAUGAACAUGACGGUUUACGCUCCACUUCAGAAGAUCAACAUGACACAGACUGAAAAUCUGAUCAUCUGCAGCUCAGAUGAGAUCUAUCCUGAACCGCAUCUCAGCUGGUCCAUCAGUCCUCCAUCCAGCAGAACCUUCCAGAACAAAACCACAGUCCACAAGACUGAAGAACUUCUUUACAACAUCAGCAGCUCUCUGACUAUUUCAGACAGUGAAGAAGAUCUGGACCACAUCUGCACCAUCAGCACUCCAUCCAAACAGAGGAGAGCUUCAUGGAGGAGAAGACAUUCAGUGACGAUCAUCUCUGGAGAAGCAACCAUCUCCUGCUCUGCCUUAGACUCCUCCCUCAAAGGCCUCAGUCUGGUUUGGAGGUUCAAUCAGAGAGAGAAAAUAGUGACCAAGAACGAGGAUGAUGAGCACAGAGUGUCAGAGGAGUGGAAGCAGCAUGUGAAGGAUGUCUCAGAGUCAGGCAGACUCACACUGCAGCACUUAUCUGCAGAUCAUGAGGGAACAUACACAUGUGAAGUCAGCAAUGAUGGAGACACCAGCAUGGCUCAAAUCUCUCUGAGAUUAGCUGAAGGAAAAGACAGAUCUCAUGUCAUCGGUGGGACAGUGGCUGCAAUUGGGAUCUUAGCUAUAAUCGUCCUGGUCAUCUACUGCAUAAGAACAAGAACUGAAGAACGGAGAGGACAAAAACCAUCAAACACAGAGUCAGUCCCUAACAUUUAUAAAGGAACAAACAAUGAAGAGGAGCAUGAGAAUUCCACACCAAUGAACUACGGAACAAUCAGGAACAAUCGGGAACAACACUCAGAAACAACACUGUAAAGCUGCUGCUUCAUCUGUGUCUCCUUCAGCAGAACCAACACAACACUACUGAACUUUGAAGUUCUUUUUUCAUAUUUUGGUAUGCCAUAGUGCUGAUGAAUACUGAUUCUGACUGGUUGCAGGAUGUCCAUUAAUCCUUGUGCUCCCUUAUGGGGUCCAGAUGACCCCACUUUGACUGUAAACAUGCCUAGGAUAGCACAAGGGUUACAGAGUCACAAUGGACACCUAAAAAAGAAGGUCUGGUCUGACAGGCUGAAUGUUCUGAAUUACUGUGCUGCCCUAAACGCCACUAUAACGGAACAACAAAAAGCUUGGAACAUAGGUGGACAAAUGUUAUUCCACAGUUUAUCAAAACAUCAAGACAGUUGAAAAGACCCCUGUUCUUCAAAUGUCUCCAUGAUUGAAAUGUCAGGACCUCUAUCAAAUCAGCAGCGAUGUUGACUUUACUUUCAAAUAAUUGUUUUUCUUGUUUACCUUAUUGCUUGAUAA
Oryzias melastigma (Indian medaka) is the source of this 2652-nucleotide messenger RNA. Its product is annotated as V-set domain-containing T-cell activation inhibitor 1. Gene Ontology annotation, biological process: cellular response to lipopolysaccharide; cell surface receptor signaling pathway; negative regulation of T cell proliferation. The transcript is spliced from 7 exons. NCBI's taxonomy places the organism in Eukaryota, Metazoa, Chordata, Actinopteri, Beloniformes, Adrianichthyidae. The coding region runs from base 976 to 2163 and encodes 395 amino acids. Gene Ontology annotation, cellular component: external side of plasma membrane. The record is from RefSeq and is a predicted model, not a curated record.